GCGCUUCCCGGCGCUUCCCGGCGCUUCCCGGCGCUUCCCGGCGCUUCCCGGCGGCCGCACUCGCCCCGGCUGCCCGCAGCAGCCUCGGGGUGCUGCUGCUGGAGCUCUGUUCUGACCUUGUUCCCUCAGGCCUUCCUGCCAGUGGGGCAACUGGAAUGAAUAAAGUCAGUUUAUAUUAAUAUAUUACACCAACUGCUGCCACUGGACACCACAAUAUAAAAAAAAAUAUUAAAGUAUUGGAGACCAUUGAAAGGAGAGCCACAAGAUUUUAAUGUUUUUAUGAUAUGGAAGAAUCAUCUUGGAAACUGUUCAAGUAAAUGUAUAAGUCUAUAGUUCGUUCUCCAGAGUUUAUAGUUUAUGCAGCCUAAAAAGCUGCUACCGGCCAUCAUGAGUUCAUCCUCUCCAGUAAACUGCUCUGUCACAGAGGCUAGAAGCUUACAUAAUGAGGAAUAUGAGUUACUACAGAAGAGCAAUGAGUCAGAAUUGGAUGCUGUUUUAGGUCUGAGAUGGAAACUUCUUCAAGCUAAAAAAGAAAAUUUGGAUUUAACUGUUCAACACAAUCAAGAAGUAUCCAACUAUGAAAAACAGAUAAUCAAAUUGCGGUCAGAAUUUGAGAGAGGAGAGGCCAUUCGACAAUGUUUGGAGUAUGAAUUGGCAGUUGCCAGAAAAGGUGCCCAUCUGAAAAUGUUUACUGCAGAAGAAGAAUUAAGUGAUGCAAAAAACCAACUUGUGGAGCUGCAAGUAUUCAAUGAAAACCUUCAGCAGAAAGUGACAGAGACUGAGAAAACAUUUCAUAAUGCUCAACAGAAGUGGGAAGAAGAACAGCAAAGACUUAAGAGGGCGAAGGAUGAUAUCAGCAGAAUUUAUAACAAUGAAUAUGUAUUCCUUCUUAAGGAAAGAAAUGAAGUAGAAACGAUUUUACUGGAGCUGAAUAAUGAACUGCAAAAUACACGUAAGAAGUUGAGAGAUAUGGAGGUGGAACACAGUAGCUGUUGUGAGGUGCUGAGAUGCCAGGCCAAUGAACUUAAAUGCAGCACUGAACGAGAGAAGAUACUUGAAAAGGAACUUGAAGCAGCUGCAGUGAGAACAAAAAAACUUGAAGAAAACAUUGAAGCAGAGAGAGCAGCACAUUUAGCAUCCAAUUUCACUUCAGAGAUCAUCCAGUUAAGAAUUUGUGAACUUGAAGAAGCUGUGCAUGUGGAAAAGGACAGACGAGAAGAAGCUCUUUCAGAUUUAGAAAUGAUCAAGAAAGAGUUCAAAAGGUUAGAAUAUGCAUAUGAGAAGGAAAAACACAAUGCCCAGGAGAACUUGGAAAAACUCAAUGUAUUAGAAAGAGAGUGUUUCUCCUCAAACAAUCAAAUGAAAGAAGUGAUUGAAGAAAAGAAGAAGGUAAUUAUAGACCUCUCUGCGAGACUAGGGAAUGCUGAAAAAAGCUGCGGAGAAUUGCAGAGUGAACUUGCAAUGGCCAAGAAACACCAGGUCUUUCUAACAGAGACGUAUGAAAACAACAUGAGAGAGCUGGAGUUACUCUUGGACAGCUUUGCUAUGUCAGGCCAGCGGACAGCAGGCACUUGUGAGGACAAAGAUAAACCUCUGAGCUGCUCUGUCAUUGAGACUUUGAGGUGUACCUUGACAGCUUACCAGAACAAGCUGGAAGAUAUGUCUAAUGAGCUUGAGAAAAUGAAGGCUUUGUGUAAAAAGGGGAUAAAUGAACUUGAGGUGUCUGAGGAGAAAAUGUGUGCUUUAAGACAAGACCUAAAGGAAGCUCAGGAUAACAUGGCUGAUGCCAAUAAAGAGUUAAACCAUCUGCACGCUAAGUGUGCAGACAGAGAGACUUUAAUAGAAACUUUGAAAAUGGAACUACAGGAUGUUCAGCAAUGCUGGGAGAAAGAGCAAGUACGUGCCACAGAAUCUGAAAAUGAAGUCCAGAAGCUUACCAGGGCUUACCAGAAGGAUAUGGAGGAGAAACUAACCUUCCUUCAUAGCUUAUACCAGCAUUUGAUAGCAGGCUGUGUGCUUAUAAAACAACCAGAAGGCAUCCUAGAUAGAUUCUCUUGGCCUGAGCUUUGUGUAGUCUUGCAGGAGAAUGUUGAUGCCCUGAUCUCAGACCUCAACAGGGCUAAUGAGAAGAUAUCUCACCUGGAAUAUGUUUGUAAAAACAAGUCCAAUACUAUGAAGGAGCUUCAGCAGAGCCAGGAAGAUGCUUUUAACAAAAUGGCUGAACAGAUGAAAGCACAGGCAAGCUGUUGGCAGAAUGAAAAAAAGUAUCUGGAGCAGCAGUACUCAGGUCUCCUUGGGGAAGUUCAUGCGAGGGCACAGGAGUACCAAGAAACAGCAGAGAAAAAUAAGGAAAAAAUUUAUGUCCUUGAAAAAAGUCAAGAGAAAUUGGCUCUUGAAAGCAUCUCUGUGAAAAAGAUGUUAACACAGUUUCAGAAGGAGCAUUCCUCACUCCUGGCAGCUUGUGCACUAUUGGCAGGUGCCCUGUACCCUCUGUAUGGCCGAUUGUGUGCUAUGUCCUUCCAAAGAGACCUUCUUCAGGAUCAGGUGAAUGUUUAUGAAUUAGUGAACCAGAAGAUUAGGACCCUAGUUCAUGCUCUCUCUGAUGAUAAGGAAAACAGUCAAGAUGAAGCAAAACUAAAGAAAAGAAAAUCCCAAGGCCUGAUUUAUGUAUUCCGAAGAGCUGUGAUUGCAGUUUUGGCAGCCAACAGACUUAGAGUUUUAGCACAGUCUUCUAGUUCCCUCUUCACCUGGACAAAUGGCUUAAAAGAAGGCAUUGGAAUUCCAGUUUGUGUAGGAGAAUCCAAAGGCAAGCGUAAUCUGUCAAGUUGUGAAGAGGAAGACCUUGACUGUAUGGAAGCACUCAGCUGGUUUGCUAGUUCCAACCUCCUUGCUGCAAUAAUCAGUUCCGUUGCUGAAUUGCAGAAUGUUGUUAACAAACCAGGUACAAAGUCCUGGCUUUCCAGAAAGUUACUUCUGAAUGCAACCAGGAAUUCAUUUUCGAAACUUAUGGACAAGCUGAAUGUUAUAAUGGAUACUGUUCCAUUGGACCACAGCAAGCACUUUACUUAUCUGGAGAAAGAGUCCUUAGUACAGAGCCUGGCUCAUGGACUUAAUAAAAUAAAUACCCAGGCCCUGGAAGCUGGAUUGUGUGACAGAAUAUCCAGUAUGAAAAACGUAGAAUCCUUGCAGAAGCAAAUAUUUGAAUUUACACAAAGAUUUCAUACAGCAGAAGUGGAACGCCACUCACUGCGCCUACAACUUGCAGAAUUCAAAUCAAAUUUAAGUGAGAUGAAGAAAGAAGCAGACAAAGCACAGGGCCUGCAAGAACAAUUAAAUAUGCUUAAGCAAAAAUUAUUCACCCAUGAGAGGUUCGAAAAUGUAUGUGAAGAAUUAAAUAAUGCAUUACAUCGGGAGCAUCAGGCACAAUUGCUUUUGAAUGAACAAGCACAACAACUACAGGAGUUAAAUAAUAAACUAGAAUUGCAAUCCAGUGAAGAAGCAGAUAAAACCCAAGUCUUAAGUGAAUCGGUAAAGAGUCUCUUGGAGGCAACGAUGGAGCUGAGAAGAAGAGAUCGAUUUCUGCGUCAGCAAAAUAGACUUCUUACCCAGCUGGAGCAGGACAAGCGUCGACUGAGUGAGAGCAUUCGUGAUGCAGAGAGUGCCCUCUGCACGGCAGCGAAAGACAGAGAAUCAAUCAUUAGUCAUAUGAAAGCUGUGGAAGACACUCUUCAUAAGGUCAGAGAUCAGGCCUUGCUGCCGUGUACUGCAGCAGCCACGAAUGACUUCACCCUGGAGCUACCCAAACUGCACCUGGAGACCUUUUCAGAGGAAGGGCUGAAGGGCAGGCCAGAGGCUGCAGCAUUUCAGGCUGUGAUUCAAAGUUUCAUGGAAGUCUACCAACUUAUAGUUUCCAGAGUUGAAGUAUUAGUGAGAAAACCAGAAUCUCUUCAGCUUCACAUUGCAGCCCUAAAGUCCAGGCUCCAAACAGCUAAUCUUUAUGAAGGUGACCUUACAAAUGAAUCUUUUGAUGUCUUCUGCUCCAUUUAUGCGUGUCCUGCUGAGCCUGUGCCCGAUGUAAUUGGACUGCUCCUUUGCCUGUUAUGAUUGUUUUUGUUGUCUAAAUCACUUGUUUACUAAAGAUUGGGAAGUCUGCCAAACUUGCAGCAAGAUUUGCUUUCAUUUGGAUUGAGAGAGCUUUUAGCAAAGAUUCGCUAGUUCUGUCUGUGAAGGGCUAUGCAGUGGCCUGAUAUAUUACAGUGAAAACCAGCUCUUCAAUGUUUGUGAUUAAAUGCUGUAUUUUUAAAGUAGUUUGUAUCUGCGUGCAGUUGCAGUGUAAAGAUGAUACUAUUUGCAUUGUGGAGGGAUCUCGUAGCCCUCUGGGGAGAACAGUAGUUCUUUUUUUAGAUUAAAUUUAAUUUGAAUCUAGGCCUAACCAUUGCUAUGAAAUGUUUUAAAAUU
Molecule: messenger RNA, 4458 nt
Organism: Catharus ustulatus (Swainson's thrush)
Lineage: Eukaryota; Metazoa; Chordata; Aves; Passeriformes; Turdidae
Gene: CCDC171
Product: coiled-coil domain containing 171
Exons: 26
Coding region: 358-4104 (1248 amino acids)
Source: RefSeq, a predicted model, not a curated record